AUGCAGCAGCCCCAAACGUCAGAAGUAGACGCCGAGGUUUCUUGUGAAAAGUGUUACAUUUGCCUCGGUCCUUUUGAGGAACAAUCUGUGGGCUCUCUUGAAAAAUGUCAACAUCAGUUUUGCCUGGAGUGUAUCGUCCAGUGGUCCAAGACCUCUAACACUUGCCCUGUGGAUCGAACGGAUUUCACUGAGAUCCAGCAGAGAAGGCGGAUUGGAGGAGCCAUCCAAAAGAAGAUCAAAGUUACUCCCCCAAGGCAAGAGCCGGACGAGCAGAGUUUAGCUGUGAUCUGUGAAAACUGUGGACGCAGCGACCGCAGGAACACAAUGCUGCUGUGCUCCCACUGUGACUCUGGGUUUCAUAUGAACUGUCUGAGGCCUGCAGUCACCCAACUCCCAGAAGGCCUCUGGGUCUGUCCGGAAUGUGAAGUUGUACAGAAUCAGCCUGAGAGUUUUGCUGCAGCGGAGGGCAUCAGUGAUGGAGAGUUGGAGGACAUUUUGUCCGACGCUGACGAAACAACCAGUCGAUUUCGACCCUCGACCCACAACUCAAGAUCUACUCGACACAGUGACCGAGUCCAGACUAGAUCCAACAGAGACCUGACUGCCCCACAGGCCAUAACGCAAGUUCCUAAGUAUUUGUUACAGCCAUCAAGUUUAGACGCAACAACCUGUCUAACUCCUAGUGGCAGUACAAGUGUCUCGGAUGACACAGCACAGAGAAACAAAAGGAAACAUGAGACACACUGA
This is a messenger RNA of Knipowitschia caucasica, 747 nucleotides long. NCBI's taxonomy places the organism in Eukaryota, Metazoa, Chordata, Actinopteri, Gobiiformes, Gobiidae. The record is from the annotation of a GenBank genome assembly.